This is a messenger RNA of Fonsecaea pedrosoi CBS 271.37, 1623 nucleotides long. RefSeq lists its product as uncharacterized. Gene Ontology annotation, molecular function: monooxygenase activity; iron ion binding; heme binding. Lineage: Eukaryota; Fungi; Ascomycota; Eurotiomycetes; Chaetothyriales; Herpotrichiellaceae. Bases 1 to 1623 code for a protein of 540 amino acids. The transcript has 12 exons. The record is from RefSeq and is a predicted model, not a curated record.
AUGGCUGUGUCCACGGGAGAUGUUAGUACCGUCCAAUAUGUUGUCGUCGUCGUCGGCUUGUUUUUAAUAUACAAAAUUCUACAUAUCGGAAUGCGGCCUAAAAACUAUCCGCCAGGUCCGCCAACGAUACCGAUCGUAGGCAACUUGCUACAGAUACCAAUCAAGAACUUCCACCUUGGUUUCCAAGAGAUUGCUAAAAAAUAUGGCCCAAUCGUCUCCCUGAAACUGGGUGCCACUGAUAUGAUCAUGCUCAACCACCCCACAGCGGUUCGGGAAUUGCUCGAGAAGAGAAGCAACAUUUAUUCUGCCAGACCGGACAUCUAUAUUCGUGAAUACCUUGACAACUACAAUAUUCUCCUUCGCGACAACGAUGAUAUGUGGCGCAGACAGCGGAAACUGUAUCAUGCUCGUCUGAACGUGAAAACCACCGACACGUAUUUGCCCUAUCAGCACUUCGAGUCAGUCCAGUUCCUCCAUGAUCUUCUCUACCAACCCGAAGAGUUUCUCGAACACACGCGAAGAUUUACCGCAAGCGUGUCCACAACCUUGAUAUACGGGUGGAGAACUCCCAAGAUCCAUGAUGGUUGGGUGAAGAGACUCUUGGAGUGGUUUGACGCCACUUCAGACGCAAUUAAUUUCCAACUCGUGGAUUUUUACCCCUUUCUCAAGCCAUGGUACCGCAUCAUGCCCCAUUGGAUGAGCUCCUACAAGCGCACGUUGCGUCGCAUUCGACAAUUGGAGAAUGCUACCUUCCUUCCCUUGCUGGAAGAAGCGAAGAGGAGGAUCCAGGAGGGCAAGCAUUAUCCUUGCUUUACAGCUGACAUGCUCCUCGACAAGGACGCUGAUAGACUUGAGGAUGUACAAAUUGCACAUAACGCCGGCAAUGGGUUCGGUGCAGCAAUGGACACGACGAGUAAUACAUUGAUGGGCUUCAUAAAGGCCAUGGCUCUGUAUCCCGAAGUCCAGGCCAAAGGCCAAAAAGAAAUCGAUUCCGUCAUAGGUGCAGACAAGAUGCCGAGCUGGGAUGACCGAGCCCGUCUCCCGUAUAUACGUGCGAUCGUGGAGGAGACGGUGCGAUGGGCCCCCAGUCCUUUGACGGCGGCAGCACCUCAUUCCUUAUUGAAGGACGACGUUUAUAACGGAAUGGUGAUUCCCAAGCGUUCCCCAUUCUUCCAGGUGUGGACUUUAAACCACGGGACAUUUGCAGAGCCCCGGCAAUUCAGACCCGAGCGUUUCACCGACGAAAGCACCGCCCUCGAAAGCACGGCAAUCAGCCCCGACUCUUCCAAACGGCCUCACUUUACCUUUGGCGGUGGACGGCGUGUCUGCCCUGGAUUCCACGUUGCCGAGCGAGCCCUCUUCAUCGCAAUCUCGCGCAUGCUGUGGUCAUUUGACAUCCGACGCAAGUACGACAGCAAUGGCAACCCAACCCCGAUCGAACCCGACGCCGUGACCCCAGGAUUUAUUGUCCGCCCUGCUGAUUUUGAAUGCGACAUCAAACCACGAGACGCCCACCGAAAGGAUAUGAUCAUCAACGCUUGGAAGGAAUGUGAAAAGGAGCUUGACAGCGAGGGGAAUUACACAGAGGAGUUUUUCAGGAGGACUUUCAAGAAGAAGUUUUAG